Molecule: messenger RNA, 1242 nt
Organism: Peronospora belbahrii
Lineage: Eukaryota; Oomycota; Peronosporomycetes; Peronosporales; Peronosporaceae
Source: the annotation of a GenBank genome assembly
AUGAACCGCAUUGCUCGCAUUCACUCACACGUAGCCAUAAGCUCCAGCAUACCUACUACAGUCGAAGAAGAUGUGGUCAUUGUGUCUGCAUUGCGGACACCCAUCACCAAGGCCGGUCGUGGUGGCUUUAAAGACACACCGCCUGAUGUGCUUCUGGGACACGUGCUACAGGCUGUGCUUAACCAGGCUAAGAUAGAUUCGAAGCUCAUAGGUGAUAUCGUGGUGGGUAACGUACUGCAGCCUGGUGCAGGCGCUGGUAUGGCACGCAUGGCCCAGCUGGCUGCAGGCAUCCCGCACAAAGUGCCAUUACACGUGGUCAAUCGCCAAUGCAGCUCUGGUUUGCAGGCCGUCGCCAAUGUCAUUGCAGCCAUUAAGGCUGGAUAUUAUGAUAUCGGUAUUGCUGCAGGUGUUGAAUCGAUGUCAAUUGCAAGUAUUGGUAAGGAUGAGCCAAGUGUCAAUUGGGAACGUGUCGGAGCUGUGCAGGACGCUAUUGACUGUACGAUACCCAUGGGCAUCACAAGCGAGAACGUGGCCGAGACAUAUGGCAUUUCACGUCUUCAGCAGGAUGAGAUGGCUGCACUCUCACACGCCAAGGCGGCAACAGCACAAAGCAAUGGCUGGUUCAAGGAGGAAAUUACUCCCGUGUCGACAAUUAUCAAGGAAAAGGAUGGCAACGAGACAUCAGUCGUUAUUUUCCAGGAUGAAGGUGUUCGUGCCGAUACGACAGUAGAAAAGCUGACUAAGCUACGUCCGGCGUUCAAGGAGGGGGGAUCUACCACGGCUGGCAAUUCAAGCCAAGUAAGCGACGGCGCAGCUGCCGUGCUGCUCAUGCGUCGCUCGGUGGCUAACAAGAUGGGGCUGUCGAUUCUUGGACGCUUUGUUUCGUACGCUGUUGUGGGUGUGCCACCCGCUUUGAUGGGCAUUGGUCCAGCUGUAGCGAUCCCGGAAGCAUUACAAAAGGCUGGCUUGACGCUGGAUCAGAUCGACGUGUUUGAGAUCAACGAGGCGUUUGCUAGCCAGGCCGUAUACUGCGUCAAGAAGCUCGGUAUUCCUAUGGAGAAGGUGAAUCCAAAGGGUGGUGCGAUUGCACUUGGCCACCCUCUGGGCUGCACUGGCGCUCGCCAGAUGUCCACGUUAUUGUAUCAGCUCAAGCGGAAGAACCAGCGGUACGGAGUAAUCUCCAUGUGCAUUGGCACAGGGAUGGGUGCUGCUGCAGUUUUUGAGCACGAACCGUUGCCAUGA